AUGGCGUCGCCUGCUCAACAGUUGCCGGCAGGCUGGACUGCUGAAUGGGACGCGUCGAACCAGCGAUACCUGUUUAUUGAUUCGUCGACGGGCCACACGCAAUGGGAACCUCCAGUUGAUCCUGCUCUCAUGGUUGACCAAGCUCCAACUGUCGCGCCUGUUGCAGGUCACGGCUCGAAACGGCGGCAGUAUGCUGCUGGUCAGACUCAAGCUUAUUUCGGUACCGUUGGUGCUCCGGACGCGUUGGGCGAUGGUGGAUACGGCGCCGCAGCACAACCAGCGCCUGUUGGUGGCCAGUUCUUCACUCCGGGCUUGGCAGGUGCCGGGGUGCAACCCCAAGGUCCUCAGCCGCCCUACUAUGACAGCAGGCCAGAGUACAUAAAUGCCCCGGAACAACUUCAACCGCAGCAAACAUUCGUACAGCCUGGCAUGGGCGCCCUUACUGAUCAGUUUGGUCAGAUGGGAAUGGGCGGGCAAAAGCCGUUCCAGCUAUAUACCACCAACCUUCUAACGUCACCGCCAGAUCCUCGCGAGCUGCUCCUUCCUCCUCCAGAGAUUCGUCUACCGCCUAACGCAUCUAUCUCACCAUCACCGGCGGCUAAUGCUGACCCAUCCUACCAACGAUCUACCUUGAAUGCGAUCCCGACGACGUCAUCAGUUCUCGGCAAAUCCAAAAUCCCUCUCGCUCUGAUCAUCACGCCUUAUCGAACGCUCAACGAAGGUGAAGAGCCCGUUCCGGUGGUAACGGAUACCGUCAUUGCUCGGUGCAGGAGGUGCAGGACGUAUAUUAAUCCUUAUGUUCAAUUCAUUGAUGGGGGUAAUCGAUGGAGAUGUUGCAUGUGUAACAUGUCGAACGAGGUGCCUCAAAUGUUUGACUGGGAUCAAGCCCGAAACCAGCCAGGUGACCGAUGGGCCCGCGCGGAACUCAACCAUGGUGUCGUAGAGUUUGUUGCACCCACAGAAUAUAUGGUCCGACCUCCACAACCGGCUGUGUACAUAUUCCUUAUCGAUGUCAGCCAUGCAUCAGUCCAAUCAGGUAUGGUGGCCACGGCAACUCGCACCAUCCUUGAAAACCUCGAUCGCAUCCCGGACGAAAAUGGGCGGACCAAAGUGGCCAUCAUAUGUUACGAUGUGUCGCUCUACUUCUUCUCCAUCCCUCCCGGAUCUACGGAUUCAUCCAUGCUUGUCGUAUCCGACACUGAUGAUGUUUUCUUGCCAAAACCUACUGACCUUCUUGUGAACCUCGCGGAGGCGCGCGCUUCUUUGGAAGCACUUCUGGGUAGGAUCAAUGACAUGUUUCAAGAUAACAGUAUAAUCGGGAGUGCAAUGGGACCGGCCUUGCAAGCGGGUUUCAAGUUGAUGGCACCCAUAGGCGGUAAAAUAAUGGUGCUCUCGGCAAGUCUACCUAGUGUGGGUCCCGGCGCGCUGAAGAACCGUGAAGACCCAAAAAUACUUGGUACAGCGAAAGAAUCUGGACUCUUGCAAGCUGCAUCGACAUUCUACAAGACUUUUGCUAUCGAAUGCUCGAGGGCUCAGGUUUCGAUCGACAUGUUCUUGUUCAGUACUUCGUAUCAAGACGUCGCGAGCUUGGCAUGCCUACCUCACUACACAUCUGGUCAAACAUACUACUACCCUGCCUUUAAUGCUGGUCGCUCAGAGGAUGCGCUCAAGUUUGCCCACGAAUUUGGCGGUGUUCUAGCAAUGCCAAUUAUGUUGGAGGCUGUUAUGCGUGUACGGGCUUCUAGAGGUAUUCGGAUGGCUUCUUUCCACGGCAAUUUCUUCGUGAGGUCGACGGACCUUCUCGCUAUGCCUGCUGUCCCACAGGACCAGUCAUAUGCUAUCGAGAUCCAGAUCGAAGAAACGGUCACGUCUCCUUUCGUCGUAUUGCAAACCGCUGUGCUGCAUACUACAUGUUAUGGUGAACGUCGGAUUCGUGUUAUAACUACCGCACUUCCCACUACCACUAGUCUCUCCGAAGUGUUUGCAUCUGUGGAUCAGGUUGCCCUAGCCACGUUGUUUGCGAACAAGGCAGUGGAACGAUCUUUGACCCACAAACUGGAAGACGCUCGGGAUUACCUGUACCAGCGACUUGUGGAAAUAUUGAUCGCCUACAAGAGCAGCAUGACUGCUGGUGGUGCAGGUGCUAGUGCACAGCUCGCGAUCUCUGAGAAUAUGAAGAUGCUGCCUGUGCUCAUCCUUGGGUUACUGAAGAACGUUGGUAUACGACAAAGCGCGCAGAUUCCGCCUGACAUUCGAGCCUAUUCGCAAGCAUUGUUGACAUCCCUGCCUUCGCAAGUCCUCAUUCCUUACAUCUACCCUACUUUCUAUUCGUUGCAUAACAUGCCUCCGAGGUAUGCAGCCGGCACUGUGGGACCUGAUGGUGUUAUACUGCCGCCAGCUCUGCCCCUAACGUCUGAAAGACUAGAACGGCACGGUCUCUUCCUCAUUGAAGACGGACAGACCAUCUUCUUGUGGAUUGGACGGGACGCCGUGCCUCAGUUGGUGAUGGACGUAUUCGAUCUCCCCAAUUAUGAGGUACUACGAGGCGGAAAGUACACACUUCCCAUUCUUGAAAAUCCGUUCUCACAACGGGUGAAUGCCAUCAUACAAAAGACGCGUGAAAUGCGUCGCGGGGUGUAUUAUCCGCAUCUGUAUGUUGUGAAGGAAGAUGGGGAGCCACCGUUGAGGCUGUGGGCGUUAAGUGCCCUCAUUCAGGAUAGGCUGGAUGUUUUGCCUAGCUAUCAUCAGUUCAUUGGGUCGUUAAAGGAGAAGGUCAAUGGUAGCAGUUAUUAA
Messenger RNA from Desarmillaria tabescens, 2793 nucleotides. RefSeq names its product CPII coat sec24 protein. The transcript is spliced from 14 exons. NCBI's taxonomy places the organism in Eukaryota, Fungi, Basidiomycota, Agaricomycetes, Agaricales, Physalacriaceae. Gene Ontology annotation, cellular component: endoplasmic reticulum exit site; COPII vesicle coat. Gene Ontology annotation, biological process: COPII-coated vesicle cargo loading; intracellular protein transport; endoplasmic reticulum to Golgi vesicle-mediated transport. Bases 1 to 2793 code for a protein of 930 amino acids. The record is from RefSeq and is a predicted model, not a curated record. Gene Ontology annotation, molecular function: SNARE binding; zinc ion binding.